GGUCAGGCUCUCAUAAAAUCUUUCCACGACCGAAGAUUAUUUGUUCGUAGGGAGACCUCACUCACGGGGGAUUCCCCAAAGUGGUUUUUGCCCAAUGAUCCAGACAGGGCAGUUCUAUGGGAUGCGAUGACGGGUUGUAUUGAGGGCCAAUAUACGAUGGAUGAUGCAGUCAGCAUGCUGGCUCCCAUUGUGUCGGCUCGACCUUCCCGCCAAAUCCCUGCCGCUGAGGACGGACUUUCGCCGCUUCGCGACUUGAGUGCGGAGAUCAAAGUAUCAGAUCGCAUCCCAGUCACUGGAGGAGGAUUUUGUGACAUUUGGCUUGGGGAGAGACUCGGGAAAGAAAUGGUAGCGCUCAAAGUCCUCAAAACAUAUGGGGUUCCCAACCAGAUACGGAAGAGGUUUUUGAAAGAAGCUGAGCUUUGGUCUGGUCUGGAUCAUCCCAACAUUCUUAAAUUUUACGGGAUUUGUGAACUGGGGACAUCGACAGCAAUGGUGUCCCCCUGGCUCAAAAAUUCGAAUGUGAUUCAUUAUAUGGCGACAAUCAACCCUCAUGCGAACCGGUUAAAACUGUUAGAAGGGGCCGCAGAGGGAUUGCUGCAUUUACACACAUAUUCUCCUCCAAUUGUGCAUGGAGAUUUAAAAUGCGCGAACAUACUUGUCAACGACGACGGAUCAGCUUGUUUAGCCGACUUUGGAUUAUCGAAGGCUCAUGAAGAAGUGACGUCUCUCAGUCUCAGAGAUGCUGGUUCUCAGAGAUACAUGGCUCCUGAACUUUUUGAAGGUCCGGAAGACGACAAUAUACCCUUAAAGUCUCUCGCUAGCGACAUUUAUGCGUUUGGCCAAGUGAUGCUAGAGCUGCUCUCCGGCCAAAGACCAUUUUACGAGCUCCGUCAUGAAAGUAUGAUAUACCUUGCGAUAGCCAGGGGUGACAGACCUGCAAGGCCAGACAAUGAAAUCUCAAAAAUUUGGCUGACCGAUCCAGUGUGGAACUUUAUACAGGAACUUACUAAUGUGCGGAAAGAGCGCCGACCAUCGGCCCUGGAGGUUCUCCAAGCGAUUCAGGCAGUACAGGUCUGCAUGCUCCGGAAGUGUUCGACACUCAUACCAUGGAUCUCGAGCAGACUAAACAAUAGGGAGAGUAAGGAGGAAGGACAGAGAGAGGGACAGAGAGAGUAGUUCAUAGCUAGCGACCGGACCAUGCCCAACUCCAAGCUGAAUACAUCAACACCCAAGUUGGGAGACCUUUUUUUAUUCAGUACAAAUAAUCCUUGAUUCAAUGUUUUUGGACGACUGGGGGAGGAUGGGAACGUACAUAUGUAAGUGGAUAUCAAAA
Molecule: messenger RNA, 1333 nt
Organism: Cantharellus anzutake
Lineage: Eukaryota; Fungi; Basidiomycota; Agaricomycetes; Cantharellales; Hydnaceae
Product: kinase-like domain-containing protein
Exons: 8
Coding region: 127-1176 (349 amino acids)
Biological process (GO): protein phosphorylation
Molecular function (GO): protein kinase activity; ATP binding
Source: RefSeq, a predicted model, not a curated record